This is a messenger RNA of Bombina bombina (fire-bellied toad), 546 nucleotides long. Its product is annotated as signal recognition particle 14 kDa protein-like. The record is from RefSeq and is a predicted model, not a curated record. The transcript has a single exon. Lineage: Eukaryota; Metazoa; Chordata; Amphibia; Anura; Bombinatoridae. The coding region runs from base 18 to 428 and encodes 136 amino acids. Gene Ontology annotation, molecular function: endoplasmic reticulum signal sequence receptor activity; 7S RNA binding. Gene Ontology annotation, biological process: SRP-dependent cotranslational protein targeting to membrane. Gene Ontology annotation, cellular component: signal recognition particle, endoplasmic reticulum targeting.
CUCAUCUCUGUUGGAAGAUGGUUUUGCUGGAGAGUGAGCAGUUUCUGAGUGAGCUGUCACGGUUAUUUCAGAAAUGCCAGACAUCGGGAAGUGUUUAUAUAACAUUGAAGAAAUAUGAUGGCCGAACAAAGCCAAUUCCACGCAAGGGCCACCCAGAUAACUUUGAGCCAGCUGACAAUAAGUGUCUUUUGAGAGCUACAGACGGAAAGAGAAAAAUAAGUACAGUGGUCAGCUCAAAAGAUGUGAACAAAUUCCAAAUGUCUUAUUCUAACCUUCUCAGAGCAAACAUGGACGGACUGAAAAAGAAAGACAAGAAAAGCAAAAACAGGAAGAGUAGUGCAGCACAAGGAUUCAUUCGGACUUGUGUACAAUCCUUAACGCUUGCUGUUUGCCUCAUGGGCUUCAGUCACGGCUAUUGUUUGACUUGAAUCCAUACUUGCUGCCUGUAUAAUGUGUUCAUUUUAUAAGAUAGCUUCUCCAUACCCCUGACAUUUUGUUUCUACAUCUGGUCAGGGUGCUAAAUUGGGUAUUUAAACGUUCACUCGG